AUGGCGAUUAGCUCAGGGAUAGUCGUCGUUCCGUCGUGUUCUGGAGAUCGUCUCUUCAGACCUAACUUCUCGGCUAUCUGCAGCGUCUCUUCGUCUUCUUAUUCCCAGUGGCGGCGCGGAGGUAUCAAUGUCGAAACUGGCGUAAUUUCGGGAAGGCGACACCGUGACUUUGGCGGAUUUGUAAUUUCUGGUUGUCUCUCUCCGGCUUCCUCUUCUUCUGCUCCUCCUCCAUCGUCGUCUUCUUCUGGGUCGAAGACGAAACUCUAUGUCAGUGGGCUUUCUUUCAGGACAACUGAAGAUACCUUAAGAAAUGCUUUUGAACAGUUUGGCAAGCUUACUCUUGUUAACUUGGUGAUGGAUAAAGUAGCUAAUAGACCGAGAGGUUUUGCGUUCUUGAAGUAUGAAACAGAGGAAGAGUCUGUGAAAGCUAUUGAAGGGAUGCACGGAAAGUUUUUGGAUGGAAGAGUUAUAUUCGUGGAGGAAGCUAAACCAAAAUCAGAUUUACAAAGAGCUAAACCAAGACCUCAUAUCGAAAGAUCUCAAUCCAAACCUCGCACCUUUCGCUCGUGGUAG
Molecule: messenger RNA, 573 nt
Organism: Microthlaspi erraticum
Lineage: Eukaryota; Viridiplantae; Streptophyta; Magnoliopsida; Brassicales; Brassicaceae
Source: the annotation of a GenBank genome assembly